CGUUAAGGCAACCUAUAUGCACUCCGUGAGGGGACAGAUGUCGACGGUCGAAGUGGGUGUGAACAGCAGAAGCCAUGAGGGAGAGAGGCAGGCGGUGGGCGGCUCUGAGGGCCGGCGGAGGAGGAGCAGCAGGGAGGCUUUAGAGCCGCCCCGGAGGAAGUGAUGAUGGCGGCUGCGGUGGCCCCUCAGAAGCGGUGGCGGGAAGCGCCGCCCUCAGCCCGUGCGGAUCAUCUUUAUCCAGUGGAUAUUAAAGGUGGAAAACCCGAGGCUCUGGAAGAAGAAGCUCAUUCAUAUUAUACAAAGAUUUUAGAGGAGCCAUCAUCUGCUGUUGAGUUUUUAUCUAUUCCAGGAAGAGGGAAAGUUAAACUUGAGGCUCCAUUGAUGCACUUCCUUCCUCUGUAUAAAGAAGACAGCAAGCAUAAGCUUCUGGUUUUAAUUGAUCCACAAGAUAAGAACACAGUAUUAGCAAUUUAUUUGCAUAGUUCCUGGUGGCUUAUUGAAGAUGUAAUGAAAACGGCUGAUCAUUCCCGAGAGGGGCUGAAACAGGUCCAGACAUUUGAAGAAAGAAUUGUCCUCUUUGUGCUUAACGUCAUUAUUUUUGGAAUGCUAGAGAGGAGUUUGACUCACGAUGUGCUCUUUGUGCCUCAUUCUGAGAAAGAGUGUGCCAAAAUAUUUUGGAGGAGUGGAGAUGCAGCUGCCUUUUACACCGUAAAAGUGAAAGGAAGCCUGUGUGAUGGGUACUCCAGCCAAUGCUACAUGCUCCCAGUUUUGGACACAAUGUUUGUCCGAAAAAAGUUCAGAAGAGGUGGAGUUGGUAUGAAAAUACUGCAUGAUUUUUGUCAGACAUUUGCAGCUGAAGUUGCCCUGGGACUCAGCUGUCCUGUUUCUGCUGUCAUGUACCAAGUUUGUCAGAGAUUCUUGGAGACCCAUCCAGAGGAACAGUCUCGACUGUGGGAAGUAGAAGCCCCGGGAGACUGGAGCCAGCGUGUUAGUAUCUGGCUGAAGAUUCAGAUGGAACAAAAGCUUCAGAAAAAGUCGGAUGUGAGCUGCUAUAUGAAGAGGCUGCAAAAUGAUGAACCUGGGCAAUCAGAUGAAGGGCGUAUGAAUCAGAAAGUUGCUCACAGUCCUAACAAGGCUUUGCCAUAUGAGGCAGAGGAAUUUAAAGAUGACCCAGAAGAGGUAUUCAACCCCGAGCCUUACAGUGAAGAAUAUGCUGAAGAACAUCAAGCUCAUAAACAGCAGCGGAAAGGCUCAAAGAAAAGAGCAAGCCAAGGAGAACCUUCUGAAGACAGAAUCUCUAAGCAGUUCAGAGCAACAUCCUAACGUUUGCACAUAGUGUAAGCAAUACAAGGACAAGGUGUGAAUGAAUGAGGCAGAGUAGAAGACUAAACAGUGAGACAGAAGGCCCCUGGUUCAUAUCUUCCCAUAGCCAUGGACUUGUUUAGGCGGCCCUACCCUUCUCUAAGUUACGCAUCUGCAGUGUGAGGAUUGUAAAAGUAGCCUACUAUGCAGGGUUGUUGUACCAGAGGGAAAGUCCCUUGGCGCUGAUGACUCCACCUGCACAUCUUCAGCAUCCACCCCCAGUGUUGUGGCUGCAGAGACCAGCAACUCGUAACUGCUGCCUCCCACGUUUUUGCUGUGCUAGCCGCACCAAAGUGACCUCUCCAGGGCACAAGCCUAAGCAGUGUGCAUGGAGGUCCUGGGCUGCCCAGACGCCAAGACUUCUCUCUUGUUCUCACUGAUGUGAUCUAAAGGAAAGCAGAGCAAUACAUUUGGCACCAGCUGGGCUGCAGGAGUUGCCAGAAGGAGGCAUACAUGACACCAUCCAACCGUCCUAGGGACUCCACUCCCGAUUUGUGUAGGGUUUACUCCUUAGCUGUACAUGUCUCACAAAGCAGUGGGUACAGAUUUUCCCUCAAGGUUUACUCCUGAAGCCUUUCUCAUGAAUGAGUAUAACCACAAGGCGGUGGAGGUUUUGGAUUAGAGUUUUCUAGAUGGACUGUCUUCCCAGGUUGAUGAGCCCCCUCAGUUUCCUCUAUAGCACAUGUGUGGACCCACUAUUGGUCUCAUCCGCUCAGUCCACCAGAGGCUGUCUUCACAUGCAGGGGAAGUCCCUAACUCACUGAGGAUUUGAGACCCACCAGCUACUUUCACUUGUUUUAGCUGGCUAAUUGAAGCUGUUUCCCUGGAUGUGACCGCUGUUGCAUGCUGACAGUUUCUAGGAGCCGAACUACCCCAAAACAACAUGACAUAUCCCCCACCAGAGGUAAAGGUACCCCUGACUGUUAGGUCCAGUCGUGGACGACUCUGGGGUUGCGCGCUCAUCUCACUCUA
Molecule: messenger RNA, 2334 nt
Organism: Podarcis muralis (Common wall lizard)
Lineage: Eukaryota; Metazoa; Chordata; Lepidosauria; Squamata; Lacertidae
Gene: FAM169B
Product: Protein FAM169B
Source: RefSeq, a predicted model, not a curated record